UUGUCAGCAGCAGAGGGCACCACUCCCACAACUUCCGCCUCUUCUGUUGCUUUUACCUCAGAUGGUGGCUAGUAGUAUGUUCAGGUUGAAACAGGUUAAUCUGGAAUGAGGAAGAGGAUCAGUCUUUAAACCCAUCAACAUAUGUUCAAGACAUAUUGUUAAUUACAUUUAAGGAACAUUUUCAGAAGCUGUUUUUACCAGACUACACAGCAGCAGUGACUUCUGCAGGAACAAUGCAUAUCAGCAGAGCUUUUGCGUUCCUGUGCCUGGUGGUUUCAGUGGGUGCUCAGAGGAAUCACAGCAGACUGAGUUGUUAUCUGGAUGUUUUGACUCCGAGCACUCGUGAGGGUUCCUGCACUCACAUCAUUCUGCCCUCCGUCUCCAGCGAUGAUGAGCUUUACCUCCAGAGCCUGACGGAGGAUGAUUACCACACUAUUCAAAGGAUGAAGGAGAGAAAUUCAGCUUUAAAGAUUUUGCUUGGACUGGAGAUCAAAUCAUCAAGGCUGAAACUGAUGUCUGCAAAUGAAGCUAGUGUUGGGAGUUUCAUUCAAACUCUGCUGACAUAUUUGAAAGAAAAACGUCUGGAUGGUCUAAAUUUGAUUUGGCUGGAUGGCACCCCUUCAGACACAGAGCUUUUCACUCAUUUUCUCAAGAGUCUAAAAGGUGUGUUUGAUGAAGAAACACGUCCUCUUCUUCUCUCAGCAUCUGUAAAGGAGACCACUGACAAAACUGUGGCCAGUUAUGAUGAGCAGACACUUUCACAGUAUGUGGACUUCAUCUCCAUUCUGCCUGCUCAGCUCCAAACGGAUGGACAGUACAUUAGCAAAACAGCCCAACACUGGCAGGACCAACAGGUUGACCUGCAGAAGCUGGAUCUAGUCAUGCCUGGUUUUCUUCAGAGGUAUCACCACAGAAAUCAUCCCAAACAUGAUGAUACGACUGCAGAGGAAGGAAAGAAGGAUCAUGUUCACGUUUUGAACUCAUACCUGGGCAAUCAGGUGUGUCAGGCUGUUAAAAGUGGACAAGAGCAGUUCAUUACAUUAACAAGUGUCUCGGAUGGACAAAGUCCCGUCAAAGAGGUGCUCCAGCAAGGCUUUGGAGGCAUUGGAGUUGUCCUUAUAGAUCUAGACGUCUUCGGUAAUUCCAUGUGUCCGAACAUGACUCAAAAAGAAAGAGCGACUGUUGAAUCAAAGGCCAUCAUGCAUUCACAUCAUGGACAUAGACGUCAUGGACAUGGAGAUCAUCGUCACCAUCACACUGGACAUCACACCCGACAUCAUGGACGACAUCAUCAUGGUCGUCAUCAUCACCAUGGACAUCGUCCUCAUCAUCAUGGUCACCGUCACCGUCACCAUGGCCGUCAUCAUCAUCAUCACCAUCACCAUCAUCACUCAACAACUACCCAAAGCAGCGUGACCAGUGUAACACCAAAGGGUAUGGAGUGAAAUUACUCAGUAUAUGAUUUGCAUUUAAUGACUGCUAAUGAAAGGCAUGCUUUUAUUCAUUUCUAUAAUGCAUUGUACAAUACAAUAUAGACCUAAACAAACAGAUUUACAGAGAUCAACAGGGAAAUAAGAGAAUCAGUUAUUAAUAAUCACUUUAGAGUAAGUCUGAUGCGCAAUAAAAUCAUCAAAAUAGAAAUCAAACAGCAUAGAAAUAGACACAUUUUUCAAAUGUUGUACAUAAAGAUUAUUGAGGUUUUUACAAGAAACUAACUAUAAACUCCUUUAUUUCACUUUCUUUUUUGUAAUUUUAAUUUACAUUUAAUUCACUGUUACUUGCUAUUAUAUAAAUAUAGUAAACAAUAUUUGAAGUGGAUCAAAAAAUUUGUUUAAAAUCGACAAGAAUGGGUGUUGUUCAAAGAUUUGAGGAGAACUUUGUCAUGUCACUUCAAAUGUUGACUAUUAUAUCGUGAUUGAAAAUAUGUUUCAUAUAAAAGAAUAAUUGUCUUCCUUUUUUUCUUACUUACAAUUUUUAUGCAGGAGUAGUUAUAAUUUGUUUUUGCGUUCUGGUAAUAGCAUUUUUCAGAAGAUUUUGUUUCACUAUUUGCCUAUUAUGAAUAAUAAUUUUACAAUGUAAUUACAUGAUGAUUUUAUGAAGUAUUAAAUGCAGAGAUUGUGUUACUGUGUGUUAAGAGGCCUUUAUCUAACAGGCCAAUGAUAGAUAUAGAUCAGUGCAACAUUAUGAGAAAAAAUAAAUAUGUACGUGAAUAUUCUCA
Danio aesculapii is the source of this 2218-nucleotide messenger RNA. RefSeq names its product histidine rich carboxyl terminus 1 (gene hrct1). Bases 234 to 1445 code for a protein of 403 amino acids. Gene Ontology annotation, molecular function: chitin binding; chitinase activity. Gene Ontology annotation, biological process: carbohydrate metabolic process; chitin catabolic process. The transcript is spliced from 12 exons. Lineage: Eukaryota; Metazoa; Chordata; Actinopteri; Cypriniformes; Danionidae. The record is from RefSeq and is a predicted model, not a curated record. Gene Ontology annotation, cellular component: extracellular region.